UGUAUUUUCGAUAUGAGUCACUCGUUAACAGCGCUUUCAAUCUUUCGGAAGUUCAACGGUAAUUUUCAACAGGAGAAUUAGUGCAAAAAGCUAGUUCCAUUCUUCCCACAAUCAACUGAAUACGAACACCCUCCGGUUUUGCCAUGUCCGAUCCCCGACUGCGGCAGCUAACGAUCAAAACCGGUGUCGUGAAGCGCCUCUCCAAGGAAAAAACCGUCUACGAGAAGGAAGUCAUCACCCAGCAGAACCGUAUCGACAAGCUGAAGGCCUCCGGUGCCGAUGAUCAUGUCCUUCGGAAGCAGGAGGAGGUGCUGCAGGAAUCGAUGAUGAUGGUUCCGGACUGCCAGCGGAGAUUGGCUAAAGCUUUCGAGGAGCUUAGUGAGAUGUUGAAGAACGAAGAAGAACUGAAAGAGACCGAACAGUAUCUAGCAGCAUCAAACGUUUUGGAGGAUGCCAAAGUUAACCUACCUCAACAUUAAACAAGAUAUUUUUGCCACGACAUCAAAAUUCCGCUUACCAAACUUUUUAACAUUUAACAUUUUAACCAAGAACAUAGCUUUGUGAGUUCCUUAAGAUUACUCAAGCACAAGUGCUCGACACGAAUCAAGAUAUGCAGAACCUACCCUAUUUCGACCCAAGAAGGCCUCCACCUUCACAACCUUUCCUCACAAACUUUCACUAUAAUUCGGAUCUAGAAUUUGUCGAACGUUUCCUCAAACACAGAACACCAACGCACCUAAUACAGACUCCGCCAAAACUUUCGAUAACUGACUUGAAGCAAACCCUGUCAAGUCUCGUAAAAGAAAUCGACCAUCUCAAGGAAAAUAAAACCAUCCUCGAACAAGCAAUUCCAUUCCUUCCUGAUUCCGAGUGGAAAAAGGCGGUCGAAGAACAAACUCAAGUUGUCGCUUCCAUCAACGAUAAAAUUACCCGUUUGAAAGAUCCAAAUCUAUCAGGCGAUCUCCAGCGAAAAAUUAAAGCUCGUCUCAGAAAACGUCGUUGGCAGAAAAAACGUAAUGCACAACUUAAAAAAGAAAAGUUAAGUCAAUUGGAAAAUCGUAAAAAGUUGCAUAAAAAAAUCGACAGCUGGCAGUGUGAACAGCAAAAACUCCUUGCUGAGCAACGCAAAUCACAACAGGAACUAGAACAAGCCAGCCACGUGUUGGCCGAUGUUCACAAACGGAAAGCUGCCUGCAAACGAAAUUUAGCCAAAUUCGAAAAACUUAAAAUAGCUCGUCAACUGCGACAGGAGUACAAUCGUCAGGAACCCAAUCAGGACCCCAUCUUUUCCGAACUCAUCAAACUAACAGAAACUUGGGCCGCCAAGCUGGCCGAUUGCAUCAAGGAAGAAAAACAGCUUAAGGACACGUUGGCGCGACAAUCGGCAGCCAACGCCCAGCGACGCACCGAAAAUGAAUGGAACCGGGUACUGUUCGGAGACACCAUUCCCAGGAAAUUUGACCAUCCUUUGCUGAAAGCCGACCGAAGCCGGGAGGCACUGAUCGAAACAAGACGGGCCUGGGAUGCUUGCCUGGUGCAUGACGAUGAUGCAGAUGACGAUGGCGACGGCAAGGUAAGUAGUAGCAUUCCUUUGGGAUGGGUUUUGCCCCCAUCCGAUCCAUCGGUCGAGUGGGCCAAAUAUUUGUGGACGAAAAUGUGUUGAGUUAUUUCACGCAGGUUGCAGAUUAACUUAUAUUAUAAGACGCUUGUAUGUAUAUUA
This is a messenger RNA of Uranotaenia lowii, 1720 nucleotides long. RefSeq names its product tubulin-specific chaperone A-like. The transcript has 2 exons. Gene Ontology annotation, biological process: tubulin complex assembly; post-chaperonin tubulin folding pathway. The record is from RefSeq and is a predicted model, not a curated record. Bases 144 to 479 code for a protein of 111 amino acids. Gene Ontology annotation, cellular component: cytosol; microtubule cytoskeleton. Gene Ontology annotation, molecular function: beta-tubulin binding. NCBI's taxonomy places the organism in Eukaryota, Metazoa, Arthropoda, Insecta, Diptera, Culicidae.